AAGCGGAAACACAGUCCGCACCGGUUGGUUAGUUCGCCACGUCUGAAUUAUUAUCAGUAAUUUCAUUUCUAAAGCUCUGAAGAGUAAUUGCUCCAUUUUGUAGCAUUAUUGUAAUAAAGAAGUCCGUUUGAGUGACAUUGAACAAUGGUGUCUGUAAUAAACACAGUGGACACGUCACAUGAGGACAUGAUUCAUGAUGCGCAGAUGGAUUACUACGGGACCAGACUGGCCACCUGCUCCUCUGAUCGCUCUCUGAAGAUCUUUGAUGUCAAAAACGGAGGACAGAUCCUUGUGGCUGAUCUGAGGGGUCAUGAGGGUCCAGUGUGGCAGGUGGCAUGGGCUCAUCCCAUGUAUGGCAACAUCCUGGCAUCCUGCUCAUAUGAUAGGAAGGUGAUCAUCUGGAAAGAGGAGAACGGCACCUGGGAUAAGAUGUAUGAAUACACUGGCCAUGAUUCCUCUGUGAAUUCUGUAUGCUGGGGUCCAUAUGACUUUGGUUUGAUCCUGGCCUGUGGCAGCUCAGAUGGUGCGAUUUCAGUGUUGACCUGUUCUGGUGAUGGACACUGGGACAUUAAGAAGAUCAACAAUGCACAUACAAUUGGCUGUAAUGCAGUGAGUUGGGCCCCAGCUGUUGUUCCAGGGAGUCUGAUUGAGCAGCCAACAGGACAGAAGCCAAACUACAUCAAGAGAUUUGUGUCUGGAGGCUGUGACAAUCUGGUCAAGCUGUGGAAAGAGGAGGACGGCCAAUGGAAAGAGGACCAGAAGCUGGAGGCACACAGUGAUUGGGUGAGAGAUGUUGGCUGGGCUCCUUCCAUUGGUCUGCCCACCAGCACAAUCGCUAGCUGCUCGCAGGACGGCCGUGUGUUUAUCUGGACAUGUGACGACCCAACGGGCAAUACCUGGACAGCCAAACUUCUCCACAAAUUCAAUGACGUGGUGUGGCACGUGAGCUGGUCCAUCACUGGAAACAUCCUGGCUGUGUCUGGCGGGGACAACAAAGUGACCCUUUGGAAAGAGUCUGUUGAUGGACAGUGGGCGUGUAUCAGUGAUGUCAACAAAGGCCAGGGGGCCGUAUCCUCCAUCACAGACACCCAACAGAGCGAGCAGUGAAGCCCGUCUCGCACGUUCUUCCAUAGCGACCAGACAUCCAGGACAGAGGACCUCCAAUCAGCAAAGGUUGACCGCUGUACCCUCAAAGACUUUUGUUGAAAGUUGAAGUGCAUCUCACUCCCAAGGAUUUCCAGGCUGCGAACCAAAAUUAAAUUCUGUUUUGUUGUUUGUUUA
Messenger RNA from Xyrauchen texanus (razorback sucker), 1281 nucleotides. RefSeq names its product protein SEC13 homolog. Gene Ontology annotation, biological process: COPII-coated vesicle budding; positive regulation of TOR signaling; protein import into nucleus. Gene Ontology annotation, molecular function: protein binding; structural molecule activity. The record is from RefSeq and is a predicted model, not a curated record. NCBI's taxonomy places the organism in Eukaryota, Metazoa, Chordata, Actinopteri, Cypriniformes, Catostomidae. Bases 145 to 1107 code for a protein of 320 amino acids. The transcript has 9 exons. Gene Ontology annotation, cellular component: COPII vesicle coat; nuclear pore outer ring.